AUGCGAAAGUCCUUCAAGGAUUCCCUCAAAGCUCUAGAAGUUGACAUUCAGUUUGCCAAUACUCUUGCUUCUGAUUAUCCAAGAGAAAGUGAUGGAGCCUGCUUACAAAUGAGAUUGUCUUAUAGCCCAGCUGUUCAAUUUUUCCUUUUUCUGGUUCAGUGGACUGAUUGUCAUCUUGCUGGAGCCUUGGGAUUGCUUAGAGUUCUCAUAUACAAGGUAUAUGAGGAUGGGAAGACAACCAUGUCCCUUUGCGAGAGAAAAGCCAGUCUGAAGGAUUUCUAUGGUGUGAUCUUUCCCUCUUUACUACAACUCCACAGAGGAAUUACUGAUGUAGAAGAAAGAAAACAGAAAGAUUUAUGUGCUACAAAGUACAUGCCCAGAGAUAUAAGAAAAGGAAAACUAUCUGAAAUUGAUACUGAGAGAGAAGAAGAAUGUGGUAUUUGCAUGGAGAUGAACAACAAGGUUGUGUUGCCCAACUGCAACCACACGUUGUGUAUGAAAUGCUACAGAAAUUGGCAUGCAAGAUCUCAAUCUUGCCCUUUCUGUCGGGACAGUCUUCAAAGGGUAAAUUCUUGUGAUCUUUGGAUCUACAUGAACAGCAAUGAGAUAACUGACCUGGCUUCAAUCAAUAAGGAGAAUUUAAAAAGACUAUUUCAGUACAUUGACAAGUUGCCUCUUAUUUUGUCAGAUCCUUCAUUCAUGUCUUAUCCCCAGCGCUUUUGA
Messenger RNA from Sphenostylis stenocarpa, 723 nucleotides. NCBI's taxonomy places the organism in Eukaryota, Viridiplantae, Streptophyta, Magnoliopsida, Fabales, Fabaceae. The record is from the annotation of a GenBank genome assembly.